UAUAUCAAAAUCCACAAUUCAUAUGGAUGGCAAGCUGUUUUAUUUUAACAACCAACAACAAAUGCUUGAGCCACCAACCUACGAUGAGUUCAAACACCAAUUAGGAGUGCAGCGCAAGUACUACAUCAGCACUUCCAGAUGUCAUAUACCCAAUGUGAAUCCCUUCACUAAGGAAGCUCUUAAACUAUUUAAACGUUCAAAUUCGACUGGUUGUACUAAGGAUGAGGCCAUCGUUAGCGUGAACUAUGAUGAUGUCAAUAGAGAAUAUUCAUUGCAUAUCAAUUAUACGGUGGCCCUGACGUUUAUCAAAAAUUCCACAGAAGAAACUAUAAUGGAUGAUUUGAGCUGUUGUUUUAGCAAAAUAGAAAGGGCAGGAACGGGUGCUUAUGCUGAUAAAAGAUUUCGAUUAUAUCCUUGCACAAAUUUCAAGCAAGGCUUCAUUGUUCCCACCCAUGUUAGUGGCAUUAUCGUCAAUUGUACCUCGAAAUCAAUGAAUGACUCACUUUUACAACAGGAUGCCUUCUCUUUUGUACAAGUCAAAAACAAAAAAUUAACACAAGCAAAACAUGUGAGGGACCAACGGAAGUUGGGUAUACUUAUGAUUGGAAUUGACUCCUUGUCGCGCAGUAAUUUUCGACGAACUAUGCCCGAGACAGCCAAAUAUUUGGAGGUCAAUGAUUGGUACGAGUUAAGGGGAUAUAAUAAGGUGGCCGAUAACACCUACCCUAAUUUGAUGCCUCUUCUGACAGGCUACACAGAAAAUACAGCAUCUAUGAAAUGUCACCCUAGCUAUAUUUCCUUGGAUAAUUGCCACUUCAUAUGGACCACAUUAAGACGAAAAGGAUUUGCCACCGCAUAUGCAGAAGACACUUCAUACAUGGCCACCUUCGAUUAUCAAAAGAGGGGAUUUCUUAGGCCGCCCACCGAUCAUUACCUGCGCCCCUUUUCAAUGGCAAUAGAAAAACAUUUAAAAAUAAUUAAAAAAGCAGGUCUCAGCUAUUGCAUUGGGCGACAUCAAGCUGGCGAAUAUAUCUAUAAUUUUGGAAUUGAAUUUGCCAAACGUUAUCAGAAUCAAUCCUAUUUUGGCUUAUUUUGGACGAACUCCUUCAGUCAUAGUUUCUUUAAUACGGCUACCACUAUGGAUACCACAAUAUUGGCUUAUUUCAAGGACAUGGAAAAGCAAGGCAUUCUAGAUACGGCAGCGGUGGUGUUUUUUAGCGAUCAUGGCCGCAGAUGGGGUCCUCUGUUGCAUUUAGAGGAGGGUUUCCUGGAGGAGCGUUUACCCAUGUUUUACAUUUCUUUGCCAAAAUGGAUCAAGGAAGAUUAUCCAGAUUUGGUAAGAAAUCUGGAAGUGAAUCAAGGACGCUUAACCACACCUUUUGACAUAUACAUGACCGUUAAGCAUUUGACUCGAUUGGCAUUGCCCAAAUUGAAAUUUCAGCAGGCCUCUGAUUGUGCCAAUGCCCAAUCGAUUCUAAAAAUUGUGCCUGAAAAUCGUACCUGUGAGGAUGCCUGCAUACCGCAAAGUUGGUGCACUUGUCUGCCCUAUAUCAAGCAAGCGAAAAAUAGUGUGCUUGUGCAGAAUGUUACACAACUCAUUUUGAAUGAAAUGAAUAAUUAUUUGCAGGUCAGGAAUCUAUCCACACUGUGCAGCGAAUUAUCUCUGAAGAAAAUUACAGAUGCUUGGUUGCGUCAGAAUGAAAGCACACCAGUAGUAUCUACCUCCACUCUGCCCACCUAUAAAAUUGAAUUUACUACAAAUCCCAAGACCAAACCUUUAACAGAAUUCAGUGCCACUGUCGAUUAUGAUGUCAAGGAGCAAAGAAUCAUUGCAAAUGUUGAAGAUAUAAGCCGACAGUCCGAAUAUGCCUCAACUGCACAAUGUGUGAAUGACAAGCAGGCAAAAAAGUAUUGCAUUUGCAGAAGUUCUUUGCUGGAAAAUUCCGAUAAAAAACCUCAAGUAGAGUAGAGUAGAGUGUGUGUGUUUGUUUGUAAGGAUCAAAUUAUGCUCUUAUUAAGUACUA
Stomoxys calcitrans (stable fly) is the source of this 2024-nucleotide messenger RNA. RefSeq lists its product as uncharacterized. The coding region runs from base 23 to 1969 and encodes 648 amino acids. NCBI's taxonomy places the organism in Eukaryota, Metazoa, Arthropoda, Insecta, Diptera, Muscidae. The record is from RefSeq and is a predicted model, not a curated record. The transcript is spliced from 3 exons.